Molecule: messenger RNA, 563 nt
Organism: Symbiodinium sp. CCMP2592
Lineage: Eukaryota; Dinophyceae; Suessiales; Symbiodiniaceae
Source: the annotation of a GenBank genome assembly
GAGGGAUUCUACGGCAGCAAUCGGAGUCCUCCUUGGCCCGCCACGCCGAAUCUGUGGAACUGCUCAAGGCAGCCUCUGCAUCCUUCCCGAUGUUCACAGUGCUCGGGGAGGACCUACUCAAAAUGACGUCGGUGAGACCCCACGAAGCUCUGCGGGUGGAUGGUGUCGUGACGGAGUUUGACCCGGCACUUGGCAAAGCUGCCUUCGUCUCGCAUGAAUGGGUUGGCAAACGGCACCCGGAUCCAGACAUGAGGCAGUUCCGGGUGCUCCAAGAUGCGCUGCGGAAUGUUUUGUCUGGCGAGGCAAGGGUCAUGGUGGACAUGCCCACCGAAUUGUCUAUCGGGCUCUCGAAAGCUGCCGAGUCGACCUGCGGACUUGCCAGCGCAGACCGUAUCUUCUUUUGGUAUGACUACUUCUCCUGUCCACAGCUGGAAGGCCAGGAAAAGCCAGGUGUUCCCAUGGAGAAGUCUGCGCUCCGUGAUGCCGUGAAUAGCAUUCCGGCCUACAUCAAGCAGAGCGAUCUCUUUUUGGCCCUCUGUCCAGUGUUGACAAGCAGGGAGUGA